AAAGUUUUUGCGUCUGUCGCUGCUCUCUGCUAGACCUGCCUACCGCGGUGCACCGGGCGAAAACUAGAGCAGAUAGAGAGAGAAAAGAGGCAGAGUUGGAGGGCGAGAGAAAGAGAGAGAGAGCGAGUGAGCGAACGAGAGAGAGAGACAGGGAAGCCGGGGGUGGACCGUUAAUUUCAUCCACACACCGUCUUGAAUGCGUGGCGGACAGAGGAUCGAGCUCGUUUUCCGCUGCAAAACAUCACCGCGCCGAGGACCCGGGUGGACAUAGCCUUCGAGAGAAGAAGACAGAUAUUUAUAUAUAUAUAUAUAUAAAGCUUUUAUAGAUAGAUGUAUAAUAAUAUGGAUGAGUAUGAUGAAGAAAUUACUUAUAUGCACCAGGAAGAUGACUGGGAUCGGGAUCUCCUGCUGGAUCCUGCAUGGGAGAAGCAGCAGAGAAAGACAUUUACAGCUUGGUGUAACUCUCACCUGAGGAAAGCGGGAACACAGAUCGAGAACAUCGAGGAGGACUUCCGGGAUGGACUCAAACUCAUGCUGCUGCUGGAGGUCAUCUCAGGCGAACGCUUGGCCAAACCAGAGAGAGGCAAGAUGAGAGUCCACAAGAUCUCCAACGUGAACAAAGCGCUCGACUUCAUCGCCGGCAAAGGAGUGAAGCUGGUGUCGAUCGGCGCCGAGGAGAUCGUAGACGGCAACGCUAAGAUGACCCUGGGAAUGAUCUGGACCAUAAUCCUCCGCUUCGCCAUUCAAGACAUUUCUGUGGAAGAGACGUCUGCCAAAGAGGGGCUCCUGCUGUGGUGCCAGAGGAAGACGGCGCCCUACAAGAACGUCAACAUCCAGAACUUCCACAUCAGCUGGAAAGAUGGUUUGGGUUUCUGCGCGCUCAUCCAUCGACACCGCCCGGAGCUCAUCGACUACGGAAAACUGCGCAAGGACGACCCCAUGACCAACCUGAACACGGCCUUCGACGUGGCGGAGAAGUACCUGGACAUCCCCAAGAUGCUGGACGCAGAAGAUAUCAUUAGCACCUUGAGGCCAGAUGAGAAGGCCGUCAUGACUUAUGUGUCGUGUUACUACCACGCCUUCUCAGGCAAGCAGAAGGCAGAGACAGCGGCCAACAGGAUCUGCAAGGUGCUGGCUGUGAACCAGGAGAAUGAGCAGCUGAUGGAGGACUAUGAGAAGCUGGCCAGUGAUCUGUUGGAGUGGAUCCGUCGCACCAUCCCCUGGCUGGAGAACCGCAUGCCCGAGAACACCAUGCAGGCCAUGCAGCAGAAGCUGGAGGACUUCCGAGAUUACCGCCGCCUCCACAAGCCGCCCAAGGUGCAGGAGAAGUGCCAGCUGGAGAUCAACUUCAACACCCUGCAGACCAAGCUGAGGCUCAGCAACAGGCCCGCCUUCAUGCCCUCGGAGGGCAAGAUGGUCUCGGACAUUAACAACGGGUGGGGGAAUCUAGAGGGAGCAGAGAAAGGCUACGAAGAGUGGCUCCUCAACGAGAUCCGCAGGCUGGAGAGACUCGACCACCUGGCGGAGAAAUUCCGUCAGAAAGCGGCCAUCCAUGAAGCCUGGACUGAAGGAAAGGAGGAAAUGCUGCAGAAGCACGACUUUGAGACGGCCUCUCUGUCGGAGAUCAAGGCCCUGCUGAAGAAGCACGAGGCCUUCGAGAGCGACCUGGCGGCCCAUCAGGACCGAGUGGAGCAGAUCGCCGCCAUCGCUCAGGAGUUGAAUGAGCUGGACUACUACGACUCCCCCAGUGUGAACGCUCGCUGCCAGCGGAUUUGCGACCAGUGGGAUGCACUGGGAGCUCUGACCCAGAAACGCAGCGAGGCUCUGCAGAGAACCGAGAAGCUUCUGGAAACCAUCGACCAGCUGUACCUUGAGUUUGCCAAAAGAGCGGCUCCCUUCAACAACUGGAUGGAGGGCGCCAUGGAGGACCUGCAGGACACCUUCAUCGUCCACACCAUCGAGGAAAUCCAGGGGUUAAGCUCCGCCCACGAGCAGUUCAAGGCCACGCUGCCGGACGCCGACAAAGAGCGCCAGGCCAUUCUGGGCAUCCACAAUGAGAUCGCCAAGAUUGUGCAAACGUAUCACGUGAAUAUGGCCGGCACCAACCCCUACACCACCAUCAACCCGCAGGAGGUGAACGCCAAAUGGGACAAGGUCCGGCAGCUGGUGCCUCAGCGCGACCAGGCUCUGAUCGAGGAACACGCCCGGCAGCAGAACAACGAGCGCCUGCGCCGGCAGUUCGCCAACCAGGCCAAUGUCAUCGGGCCCUGGAUCCAGACCAAGAUGGAGGAAAUCGGCCGCAUCUCAAUCGAGAUGCACGGCACCCUGGAGGACCAGCUGACACACCUACGCCAGUACGAGAAGAGCAUCGUCAACUACAAGCCAAAGAUCGACCAGCUGGAGGGAGACCACCAGCUCAUUCAGGAAGCGCUCAUCUUCGACAACAAGCACACCAACUACACCAUGGAGCACAUCCGCGUGGGCUGGGAGCAGCUGCUCACCACCAUCGCCCGCACCAUCAACGAAAUCGAGAACCAGGUCUUGACGCGAGACGCCAAGGGCAUCACCCAGGAGCAGCUGAACGAGUACCGGGCCUCCUUCAACCACUUCGACCGGGACCACUCGGGCACUCUGGGCGCAGAGGAGUUCAAGGCCUGCCUGAUCAGCCUGGGCUUCGAUAUCGCCAACGAUUCACAGAAGAGAUCAGGAAUCAUGGACGCUGAAGACUUCAAAACCUGCCUAAUCUCCGUUGGUUACAACCUGGGUGAGAACGAGUUCUCCCGCAUCAUGAGCAUCGUGGAUCCCAACCGGAUGGGCGUCGUCACCUUCCAGGCCUUCAUCGACUUCAUGUCCCGCGAGACGACCGACACGGACACCGCCGACCAAGUCACGGCCUCCUUCAAAGUCCUGGCGGGGGACAAGAACUACAUUUUAGCCGACGAGCUUCUCCGGGAGCUUCCUCCGGACCAGGCGGAGUACUGCAUGGCCCGCAUGGCCCCCUACACCGGCCCCGACGCCGUGCCCGGGGCCCUCGACUACAUGUCGUUCUCCACCGCUCUGUACGGAGAGAGCGACCUCUGAACUCUGUCAGUCGUCCCGACUCGGGACCUCCCGCCGACCUGCUCUGAUCACCGCCACAUCCUCCGGCUGCCCCGUCACCAAAACCCUGUCCUAAUAUGCUCAUUUUUUGUAUGUCUCCAGCCUUAUCUUUUUGUCAUUAUCCUCUUUAUCUCCUCCUCCUCCUCCUGCCCCUCCCUGCUCCCUCCCACUCUGUCUCCGUUGUAUUUGCUUCCCACGCAAUGCAGCAGCCCUCCAGGUUUACAAAGAGGGAGAGAGAAAAAAAAUCUUUUGUUUCCAUUUUUAUUUUCUUGUUGUCGUUGUUUUACUUCAUAAAAUGAAUAAAGUUAACAUAUUUUAUUAUACUGAACAAAAAAAAAGAAAAGACGGUAUUUUUCUUCACCUGAUUGAAAAUAAGAAACAAAAAUUGAAAUAAAUAAAAAUUGAUAUACUU
Molecule: messenger RNA, 3511 nt
Organism: Pseudoliparis swirei
Lineage: Eukaryota; Metazoa; Chordata; Actinopteri; Perciformes; Liparidae
Gene: actn1
Product: actinin, alpha 1
Exons: 22
Coding region: 331-3081 (916 amino acids)
Biological process (GO): muscle cell development; actin cytoskeleton organization
Cellular component (GO): plasma membrane; stress fiber; Z disc
Molecular function (GO): actin filament binding; calcium ion binding
Source: RefSeq, a predicted model, not a curated record